GGGGGUGCUAGAGUCCAUUCAAUCUACUAGGCUGCAUCAUGGCGAUCACUUUUAGGAAAUUAUUUGUUGUUCAUUUUACCACCAUAAUCGGAUUGUGCUGCUGUUUCCGUAAAGAUGUGAACCCAGGGGAGAAUCCAAACAUACCAGCAAUCGCCAAAUAUUUCACCACGAAAGGGAGGUACGAGGAAGUGAACCCGUAUCUCAUAGAGGACAUACUGGCUGUAAACAGAUCUAUUUUGCAGCCUCCGUCGUCGCAAUGUCGCGAAAUCCACGUGACUGCGAUGAUAAGACACGGGACAAGGUACCCCACGGUGAAAAAUGUGAAGAAAAUGCAAACGUUGUACGACCUGGUCAAGAGCAGCGCCUCAGGUAAAGAGAGCUGGCUGCGUGAGAUCCAGAACCAGUGGACGAUGUGGUACACUGAAGACAUGGACGGCAGACUCGUCCAGAAAGGAGUGAACGAUCACAAGCAUCUGGCAGUCAGGCUGUCAAAGCUGUUUCCAUCAUUGAUCACAGAGGAGAAGCUCAGAGGUGGUCUGAUCAAAUUCAUAACCAGCUCAAAGCACAGGUGUGUCAACAGCACACUGUCCUUUAAGGCAGGACUGGCAGAGCUUUGGGCCAUUACAGAUAAGGAGUUUGACUAUGCAGUGAACGAUGCCCUCAUGAGGUUUUUUGACCAGUGCACCAGGUUUGUGGAGGAAGUUGAUAAAAACCCUUCAGCUCUAUCAGAGGUGGACAAGUUCAAGCAGGGGCCAGAGAUGAGGAGGGUCCAGGAGAAGAUCGCAGACCGUCUCAGGGUGCCUUACAACACCAUAUCAGACGAUAUGGCCGAAGCUGCUUUUUACCUGUGUGCCUAUGAGUUUGCUAUCAAGACUGUGAACUCCCCCUGGUGUCGGCUUUUUGACGAGGUUGACGCACAGGUGAUGGAGUAUGCAAAUGACCUGAAACAAUUCUGGAAACGAGGCUAUGGUUAUGAUAUAAACAGUAAGUCGAGCUGCAUCCUCUUCCACGAUGUUUUCAGUCGACUGGACAGAGCGGCCAACGAGAACAAGUCAGGCCAGCAGGUGACAGAAGCUGUGACGGUCCAGGUGGGCCAUGCAGAGACCCUCCUGCCCCUCCUCACCCUCCUGGGCUUCUUUAAAGACAACGAGACCCUGACUUCCUUAAAUUACGCCACACAGACCCAACGCUCCUUCCGCACCAGCCACAUGUUACCAUACGCCGCUAACUUACUCCUGGUGCUGUACGACUGCGGUGACGGUGACUUGAGACUGCAGCCUCUGCUCAACGAGAAGCCUGUCACUUUCCCUGGUUUGACUGAGGCCUCCAUACCGCUCUAUCAGCAAGUCAAAGAGCGCUACAGGGAACUGCUGCAAGGCUGUGACUUUGAGACUGAGUGUCAGCUGUUCAAGAAUCUGGAAGUCUGACAUCGAAGGCAUGAUAGUGGCUUAAUUUAGUUUAAUCUGAAAAAUGGAGUGAAUGGAAAAUGAACAUAUUGGGAUCACUUUAGCCAGAAUGCCUCUACUCAAACAUGAACAUAUCAGUAUUUGACUUUGCCUUUGAAGCAUUUAAUAUUUUGGGAUUGUCUGAAAAAAAGUCAUCUUAACAGAGACUUUGAUUUCAAGGUAGCCCUGACUAGUACAUUACUUCUGCAGUAUUUUUUUUAACAAGGCUUCUUUUGAUGAUUGCACAAGUUAGAGCAGGAACAAAAGAUUGUAUUUUUGCUGUGUACACAUUUUAUAUAUUGUUCAUAGGAAGUUGUAGAUGCAUCACUUUGCUUUUUCCUGAUUAUGAGGAAGCACUGAGACAUUUCUUGAAGUUUGCUGACAUUUGGAAGUGGUAUGUCAUCACAUCACCUAAAUAUGUCAUCCCUUGUUUAAUAGAAAGCCAAAGAUUGUGUUAUCACUGUAACAGAAACUUCAUACAGUGGUGUUUUUUACUUUAUAAAUUCAUUACAGGUCAUUUAAUCUUUCUAGUAACAUAGAAUUGGCAAAUCUGUUCAUUCAUCUGGUCAUUUUGGUGCUCUCGUCCAAAUAUCUACUUACUUUUCUGAGAUUGAUAAUAUUUCAACAUUUGUGUUACGUUAUCAAUCUUUUUUUUUUGUACAGUUACUCUGGUCACUGCUAUGCAAUUUUACUAGUUUUAAAUAUGAAAGAUGUGUCUCUGAUGGCCCCUCACAUUCUAGACAUGGUAAGUUAUUAUCAGUGUUUUACAGUAUGGAAAUUCUGUAUUUUUCCAAUAUGAUUUCAGCUUGUUCUUUACUUUAAUACCUACUAUAAUACAUAUUUGAAUAAAAUAUAAGCUGGAUACCUCUGCAUUUGGAAAACAAUUUUUUAGCUCCCCUUUGAUGUAUUCUUUUAUUUUUUUGUUUGUUGAGGGCCACAAUCUGAAAAGGCACUCUAACAUUAUGAAUAUGUUGCAGGUGUUGGCUUUAUUGCUGUUAAAUGAAUCAUUUAAAAUGCUAUUUAGGACAUUUAAAACUGUAUACUUGCUCAGUACCUUGUAUUGAUUACAAUGCAAAUAUCCUGUUGGGGGAUUUAAAAAAGGAUUAUCUCAUCUCAGUAGACAAAACAAAGAAGGGAACCUGCUUGAUGUGGUGGGGCAGUGCAGCCUUUUCAUUGCAAUGCACUAUUUUCAUUGGAAAUAGCAUCCUAGUACCUCUCUUCACUUUUUUUUGAGUGCAAAAACCUGGUGGACACUUCAUUACAUUUUUUCAACUGGAAUAUUUUGCUGAAGGGCCCUUCAUCACGUUUUCCCCAAUGGAGAGGAACUCUGGAGGGUCCUUCGUCAUGUGGAGGGCGUGUAUCCCUCUUUUUCUGAAGGGAACAGGAGAGACCUUCAUGUUUCCUCCACUGGAAGGAUGAUCAAAAUCAAGUGGGAACUUUUUUAGGCUUUUUCUCCCAACAACCCCCAUAGCCUACACCCCUGGAGUGACUGCAAUUGUAUUGCAUAAUAUGUUACUUCUAACAUAAAGAAGCGAAUACAUUGUCUGUCAAACUGUUUCGUGUCCAUUAAAAAGCCCAUAUUUGAUGCCCAA
Labrus bergylta (ballan wrasse) is the source of this 3037-nucleotide messenger RNA. RefSeq names its product multiple inositol polyphosphate phosphatase 1. The record is from RefSeq and is a predicted model, not a curated record. Gene Ontology annotation, molecular function: acid phosphatase activity; inositol phosphate phosphatase activity. Lineage: Eukaryota; Metazoa; Chordata; Actinopteri; Labriformes; Labridae.